GAACAUUACUGUGAAGACUUUACACUUAAUAAUUAAUUUCAAGCUCAAGGUAAAACUGAAAACUUAUAUGCUGUUACAUACUGAUAUCUGGGAUGUUCGCCGAAAAUUUCAUUAUUACACUACACAAUGAAAAGUGUCGAAGGUAGGAGAAUCACCUGGGUUCACAUAUAUAAAGUUGGUGCCUUGGUCGACACGAUCAUUUGAAUCAAUGAAGUGACUUGAAAGAUUGCACAGACAUCACCCUCAGAGUUUUUCCUGGAUUACUCUCACCCUUUCAAUAAGUGUUUUUUUUUUGUUUAACAACAAUUUUUUUCAUUUGAAAAACAGUUUUAAAGUAAUGUAAUAUUUCUGUGACUUUUUCUGUGAAAUAGACGAACAAUUUCAAAAUUAACCUUUUAGUGUUAUUGUGAACUUAAAGGACUGGGAUUAUUUUUUAAUCAAAAGUGAAAAAACUGUGAAUAUUGCAUGAAAUGUUCGCUGAAUAAUCAAAAAGUAUAAUUAAACAUACAAUCACUUAAUACACAGAAGAGCAGAAACAGUAAAGAAUUUAAAAUAUUCGAGAAAAAAAGUGAAUGAAAAAUGGGGGUUGAUGCUUUAUCAGCCACCCGUGUGUACUGUGAUAUGGAGAAAUUGGACUCUAUUGAGAAAAGCACCCAACACAUCCAUCCAGAAAUUACUGAAGAUCUUGCCGAUUCGACAAUUAAUAAUGAGGCUAUAAAUAAAAUCAUCGAGUGCAAUAAAUUGGUGAACGAAGAUGAAAAAGAGGCAAAAAUAAAAGAAAUUGGAGCAAAUACGCCAAUAUUACCAUCUGAAAUUGGCACAGAUUUUAACUUCAAGCGUGAAAUUGUGUGGUUUAACGCUAUUGGAUUCCUCCUUUUGCAUAUCGCUGCCCUCAUUGGGGGUCUUCUUGCUCUCUUAGGAUAUGCCAAGUUCUAUACAGUGGUUUACACUGCUUGGCUAGUUUAUGCAUCUGGACAGGGAGUAACAAUGGGUGCACAUCGUCUAUGGGCCCAUAGAGCCUUUAAAGCCAAUAUUUGGCUCCGUAUUUUUCUACUUUUUAUGCACACUCUCGCCGGGCAAAAUUGUCUUUGGGUCUGGGUGCGUGAUCAUCGCCAACAUCAUAAGUACAGUGACACCGACGCCGAUCCUCAUAAUGCCAAUCGUGGCUUCUUCUUUUCCCAUGUAGGAUGGCUAUUAUCCCGAAAGCAUCCCAAAGUGAUUGAGUAUGGAAAGAAGAUUGACAUGUCAGACUUGGAAGCAGAUCCAUGGAUAAUGUUUCAGAAGCAACAUUACAAAGUUCUCUACACAAUUUUUGCCCUCCUGCUACCAACAGUUGUUCCCAUCAUUUGCUGGAAUGAGAAUCCAAUUGUUGCACUCUUCUUGGCAUAUUUCACAAGAACCGUCAUUCAGCUCAAUGUCACAUGGUUGGUCAACAGUGCGGCUCAUCUCUUUGGCACUCGUCCAUACGACAAAACAAUGCUUCCGGUUGAAAGUAUGUUUUUGGGAAUGUUAGCUGCUGGUGAAGGAUGGCAUAAUUACCACCAUGCUUUUCCAUGGGAUUACCGCGCAUCAGAAUUAGGUACUCCCUACAAUCUCACGGGAUAUUUUAUUGAUCGCCUAGCAGAAAUAGGAUGGGUUUGGGACAGAAAAACAGCUACUCCAAACAUGGUAAAAAAUCGAGUUCUACGAACAGGAGAUGGAUCUCAUUUGAUUUAUGGAAAUGAACUUGAUCGACGUGCUGUAAAGACCUUCCAGAACUGGUGGAAGCACCCUAUGAAUCCAUCCUACACUUCUAUCUAUUUCCCUCAACCUAAAACCCUUAAAUCUAAUGGAUAUGCUCUUAUAUCCGACGAAUUGGACAAAUCUGAACUCGACGAAGAACGUCUCAAGAAAGAAAAUGACGACCUUCAGCAUAAACAAAAUAACGAUGAUGCUCUCAAAAACUUUAACAUAGCCAAGUAUAUUGUUGGCAAAGCUCAAUUGAAUGAUGGGACAAAUGAUGUUGUAAAUUAUGUCAAUAAUAAUAUUAAACAUUCCCCUCAGAUAAAAUCCACCCUCAAUAUCUCCGAAGAGCACGUGAUGGAAAGAAGAGAUACACACGAGCUAAGAAUUCGCCUGAGACAACCAUCAUCAAUUUUUACCCAUGAAACUUAAUUAAGAAUAUUAUUCCACACAAUUACUUUAAUGCAGGACUCUACUAUAACUAAUUAGGGUGUUUUAAGUUGUUGAUAAAAAGAAUUACAACAAAGAAAAUAAAUUAAAUGUUGAACACUAAUAAGUUUUUUGAUUGCCUUUCAGAAUAAUUUAAAUUUUCAUGUUUGAAUUAAAAAUAAUUGAAUAUGGUAAAUUUUUCUAAGCAAUAUCAUCUAAACAAAGAAUAUAAAGAAAACUCUAAAAGGAUCUUACAACAGUGCAUUUUGUUCUCUAUACAAAAAUGUGUUUCGCUUUAGCAGCAAUACUUUCGCAGACUUAUUUUAUUUCCAUUACAGUGAUGGACUUUGUCCAGAUGAUAAUGGUGCUUAUUCGUCAAAAUCUAAUGCUUCUAUAUUACCUUAAAUUGAAUAUAUCGCAUGUAAUAAACAAAGAUUGCGAUUGUGGGAUUUUGACUCAUAUCAUACCAACAAUUAGCAGUGUUGCUGUCGGUAUUCCAAAAAUUUCUCUACCCCUUGUUGGUAGUAUUUGUCUUAGUAUAUCAAAUAUAGUGAGCCUACCGAUACCAGGUGCAAUACUAUCCACUAGACCCAUGUCAACUAUGUCGACUCCUGUGCUCUCGAGUGAUAUGUCAACGCCGAUAUCAUCAAUAAAUUAUAUUUCAACAUCAGCACUUCCGCUUACACAGGAACCAAAACUACCAAACAUCAUAUCAAUGAUAAAACCGAAAAAACCAAAACCAAUAAAAUGGCCUUCUAUCAAACUACCAAAAUCAAUAAAAUUGCCUUCUAUCAAACCACCAAAACCAAUAAAAUGGCCUUCUAUCAAACUACCAAAAUCAAUAAAAUUGCCUUCUUUCAAACCACCAAAACCAAUGAAAGGGCCUUCAGCAAAACCACCAAAACCAAUGAAAGGGUCUUCAAAGAAACCACCAAAACCAAUGAAAGAGCCUUCAAACAAACCAACACCGAAACCUAUGCCAGGGCCAUCAAAUAAACCACCAAAAUCAACAAACGGGAAUCCUGUGACGCCUGCAAAAAAACCACCACAUCAAAAUCCAAUGAAACCAACAACCGAAAAUCCACCUGAUUUCUCUAGCCUCUCUAGCGAACAACCAACCGAAAGUUCACCGGCACCCACAAACGAAACACCACAAUCAUCGGAAAAAUGUCCUACUACAGAAUCAUCAAAUAACGAGACAUUGCAACCUACAUCAGGAGACAAACCGGAGCCAACAGAGGAAGUGCCGGAAAAUCCCACAUCACCAAAUUAAAAAAUUCUUAAACCACUAAAACAUAAUAACGUCUAUCUACCGUGAAUCUGACUCCAAAAAGGAAUUUUUAGAUAUCUCAUAAAUUUAAAAUUAUUUAAUAUAAAUAACGAAUCACCGCAGAAUGCUUAUUUUUGCUAAUAUCAAAACUAUUAUUAUUUAAAUAAAGGAAAAAUAUGUAUAACAUUAA
Messenger RNA from Phlebotomus papatasi, 3611 nucleotides. Its product is annotated as acyl-CoA Delta-9 desaturase-like. NCBI's taxonomy places the organism in Eukaryota, Metazoa, Arthropoda, Insecta, Diptera, Psychodidae. Gene Ontology annotation, molecular function: stearoyl-CoA 9-desaturase activity; iron ion binding. The transcript has 6 exons. Gene Ontology annotation, cellular component: endoplasmic reticulum membrane. The record is from RefSeq and is a predicted model, not a curated record. The coding region runs from base 580 to 2154 and encodes 524 amino acids. Gene Ontology annotation, biological process: unsaturated fatty acid biosynthetic process.